This is a messenger RNA of Schistosoma rodhaini, 4959 nucleotides long. NCBI's taxonomy places the organism in Eukaryota, Metazoa, Platyhelminthes, Trematoda, Strigeidida, Schistosomatidae. The record is from the annotation of a GenBank genome assembly.
UUAUUUUUGCAGUACGUGUUAAACUAAUUUCAUUUGAAAUUAGUUAUUGAACACUCGACACUCGUUUAAACUAACAAAGGAACUGCGGAUCAGCUGUUGACCUACAGUUUACCAGUAGAUCUUACAUCCUAUUACUAGUAGGGCUCAAUAUAGUCCACCAUAGUUUGAAGUUAUGCUGGAGCAAAAUGGCGAUAUACUAUAUGGCCAGUUCAAUGGCGUUGCUGCAAUUAAAAACGACCUCAUUAUUGCUAGGUCAAGGAGUCUUUCAGUUCGUGAUGAGGAAAUGCUACGCCUCAUAGGCCAGUAUCUUUGUGACAAGGGACUUAAUGGCACAUAUACACAGCUUUCUAGAGAGUCUGGAAUCACCUUAGAACACAACGAUGCAACAGAGUUACGUCAUGCUAUUUUGGAAGGUAGAUGGUUUGAUGCUGAAGCCGCAAUAGACAAGUUAGCACCCAUGAUAGGGGAUCUAAACAGUGUUGAAGAAGUCCGAUUUUUGAUAUUAGAGCAACAAUUUCUGGAAAAUUUGGAAGCCAAUGAAGUAAUGCCUGCCGUUACUCUUCUACGCAAUCGUAUUACACCUAUGCAACGUAAUACAGAGCGAGUACAUACUUUAGCCAGUUGUCUGAUGUGUAGAACUGCUGUUGAACUCCAAGCACAAGCAGGUGGUUGGGCUGGAGUAGAUGCUGGCAGUCGUUUACAACUGAUCAAUCGAAUACAAGCCUUUAUACCAGCACAGACAAUGUUACCACCUGGGAGACUAGAAGAGUUGAUCAAUGAAUCUGUUCGUGCGCAGUUGGCUUCAUGCAUAUUUCAUAAUCCUCCGAUGGGUGUCCAAACUGAUAUAAAUAAUAUAUCAUUACUACAGCGUCAUUCGUGUGGCAUGCAAGAUUUUCCAGCAUUUUGUAUCCAAACUUUGGACCAUCAAAGAGAUUCUGAUCUAUGGUUUUGUCAGUUUUCUCCAGACGGUAGCUAUUUAGCAACUGGUGGUAAAGAUGCAAAUGUUGACGUUUGGCGUGUAGACUCUGUACGACAUGCUGUCUCAUUUUUCCGAGUAUUAACUACACCUGCAUAUAUCGGCUGUCUGUGUUGGUCACCUGAUUCUAAAAAAUUGGCAGCCUGUUGUGGAGAAGAACAAAGUUCGGUCCUAGUAUUCGAUGUAUUCAGUGGUCAACAAUUAUGCAGUCAGAAGGUAAACGAUGAAGAUGUCUAUUCAACUGCCUCAUUCUUCUCUGAUAGUCGUAAACUAGCUUUUGGUGGUUUGAAAGGGAGCUUCUAUGUAAUGGAUACUGAAGAUCAGGGUCGUGUACUCGCCGUGGUUGAAGGUUAUCGUGUACAAAGUAUGGCGGCUAUAUUCCCACCGAUACCAAGUAUGCUUUUGCCUAAUGGCACAGAAUCUGUCCAAGUCAACCCUCCACCAGAUAGAUCUACUCCAGGUGCACCAGAUUCGCCAGCAAAUGGGUUACUUCAAAAUGGUUCCACAAACGAUGCAGUGAAUAAUCGUUCAGAAAAUCAAAUUGACCAAUUGUUAGUUGCAGACAGCCUACAUAGAAUUCGAUUAUUUAGAUUUGGUUUGGUUUGUUCAAAUACGUCGUCUAGUAAUACAAAUACUACAGCAGAUACUGCUGAUAUACCAUUAAGUACAGUCACUACACCACAUGAAACUAGUACCACAUCUAUAUCGACUGUAACCAUUUCCACUCUGUCUGCUUCAUCUUAUGCUCAUACACCUGGUGAAGAGAUUACAACCAGUACAACUAUCGCGACAACGACAACUACUACUAGCAGUAGUAGUAUCAGUACUACUACUGCAUCAGCAUUAGCUGCCUAUUUAUGUUCAAGUGGGAGUGCACCAGGUGCUCCAACUUCCGUUAGUAUUUCUACAUCAGCUAGCAGUGGUACAACUAAUCCGGGUAAUGUUAGAAGUAGUGAUAGUAGUGAUAAUAACAACAGUAGUGUAAUAGCCACAAGUACUACAGGAGAAAAUCCUGGUGUAGCGACAGCAUUAGCUGUUGCACGCUUAGCACAACAGCAACAACAACGUUUAUUACAAUCAUCAAAUCCUAUGGCAACAACGAAUCCAGCAUCAACAUCAUUAACUGGUAAUUUAUCUUCAUGGUAUCAACAAUCUGGUGCAUAUCAAGGAUCAACAAGUUUAGCGUAUACAUCAAGCUCUUCUACAUUACCACCGGGUAUUUUAUUGGAUAUGCCCAUACUGCCUGUCAGUUUAACUCGUCUUGGACCACCCACAACUCAGGGUUUGCAAGCUCAAUUAGGUCUUCAGCCUAUAUUGCAUCCAACUGGUUCUUUGCAUGGUUCAAAUCCAUACACAGUUGUAUCAUCUGGUGCAAAUAAUCUAGGGACUACUGGUAGCAGUCUAACUAUUUUAUUCGGUGCUCCUUUGGAUAGAACUUCAGCUUCUUAUGCAACUACUCCAGUUGGUACUUCUGGUUCAGUAACAACUACUCCGACAGGUGUUCGAGCUUUAGCUGCUGCAGCUGCCGCGUUAGCCAGUGUAAACACUCGCCAAGUUCAUUCUGUCUCUAGUGGCACAACAAUGUUAACAGUGUCUACAUCACCUGAUAAUAGUGGAGUAGCUACAGGUCGUUCAUCUGUUUCCGUAACAAAUAUUGGCUCCACUGUAAGUACAUCUACUUCUAGUAUUGGUACUACUACUGGAUCCCCAUCUAAUCCAACUACAGUUUCAGCGUCUCUACCAGCAACUGGAUUUUCUACAUCAACAACAAGUACAACUACAAAUGCUCAUGCUAGUAGUCUGUCUACAAAUGGCAGUAAUUAUGGCUUAAUAGAUCAUAGAACUCUUUUUAAAGAAACUCAUCCUGUUCAAUCAAUUAUGAUUUCACGCUCAGGAACUAUGGCACUUCUUACUAUACAUAAAAUGGGAUUACAUUUAUGGGAUUUAGAAGCUUGUGCUAUUCUACAACGAUUUGUUGGGCAUAAACAAGAUACAUUUCGAUUAUAUUCUACAUUCGGUGGAGCUAAUGAAGAUUUUGUAGCUACAGGAAGUGAAAAUGGUCGAAUACAUAUUUGGCAUGUCGGUAGUGGUAGUCAUCCUAUACAUUCAUCGCCUGGUACGGGAAAUAGAGAUCCAAUUACAUGUGUUCAUUGGAAUCCAGUAUUGCCUACAAUGAUUGCUUCAGUAAAUGAUGCUGGUGAACUAUGCAUUUGGGGACCACAACGUUAUGCAUUAGGUAACGGUCAACCGAUGGAUUCGUCAACUUAAGUCUUCCACAUUCACAUACCUAUCCAUACUUGAAUUUUUUUUCGGUCUUAUAACCUACACUUUUCCCCUUUUUCAGUUAAUAUUUGCCGUCCACGACUAUUUUGUUAUUGGAUAACAAGCUCCUCUGGAAUCAAGCGUCACUCAUUUAUUUCUUCACAUAAGUAAACAACUAUAAUCUAUUAUUUUACAUGUGUCACUAUUAUUAUUAGCAGUAUCACUAAUAAUAGUAGUGUUUACACUGCCUAUUUUGAACUGUUUGUGGUAACUCUACGGAUGUGUGUGUGUGUGUUGUAAUAACCAAACGUUAUUAUUCUACAUGAACUUGAAAACUGGGUGGUAUUCUAAAACAACCAAUUUUUCCUACUAUAAUAAUAUUUCAAACUUUGUGUUCGUGUUUACCUUAUUGAAUUCCGCUGUACAAGUGUGCUCAACCCCAGUUUUUUUCAAAAAACGUAGUAAUUUCGGUUGUUUUAAUGAUUUUUGUUGGUUAUCACUAAUUUUUACUUCUUUUUUUUUAAUUAAACCAUUAAUUUGUUUCCUUUAGAGACAUUUUCGCACCAACCACUUACCCCCCCCUUCUCAAUAUAUGUACCUAUAUGUUUUCUUAUUCUACUUCUUAUAAUAAACAAAAUUUUGUUUGAAAAAAAAGUCAAAAUUGCACUGAAUCUUUUGAAAACAUUGUAUGCACACCAUAUUUUCCUGCUUGUAUGAAUUAACCUAGUUCUAUAGUUUCUUAUAAUACUACUUGUUCAAUAUUAUUUAAGUCAAUUCCUUUUAUUGGAAUAGACUAUUAUAAUGAUGACAUAUAUAUAUUUCCAUAGGUAAGAAACUUUCCUUUAGGUUUGUUCUUAAUAUAUAUAUAAUUACAGUGUUGGUGUCUAGGAUGGUUGCAGUUGAAACGAAACACUUGAAUUUUUUAUUAGUGAAACAAUUCCUUCUUUUUUUUUGUUCAGUCCUAUAUAUAUCGGACAAAAUUUCCUCCUUUUUUUUGUUAGAAAUAGGCAAAAAAAAAAGUCAAUCUUCAGUUAAUUAAAUACAGUACUGAUGAUAGGAUUUGUGUAUUUCAGAGGAGGAAAAGUUGUUAUUUCUAUCGAAAAAUAUAUGACUGUGUAUUGGAUGAGUAUAUAUAUAACUUAAGUGUGAUUAUUUUGUCAUAAUAAUAUAUUAUUCUAUUAUAAAUCAAUAAAACUAACUAUUAUUAUCAUUUUAACUUAUUAUUUAUAUAUCACACUAAUAGUUUAUUGAUACAAGUCCAUCUUGUGUUUUGAAAGGACUAUAUAUAUAUAUACUUAUCUGACUAUCCAUUUAACUAUUGUGUUUUUUUUCUGUGGUUCUAAAUACUUUGUUUUGAUUAUUAUUUUAUUCAAAAUAACUUGAAUUAUAUAUACUAUACUACACUACUGUUUUUUUUUUAAAAAAUAUAUACAUAUACGUUAAUACAAAUUAUUGUUUACUUCGCUUUGUUGAAUUUAAUUUAGUUACUCACUUAUCCAAAGGGCUAUUGUUCUGUAAAUUCACAUCAUUAGAUCGGAUGAAUCGAUAAGUGUUAUAAACGAUAGGAUACUUGUUACUAGUUAACGGUAAAAACCGAUGGAUUUAUCAACUUAAGUUUUACACAUUCACAUACCUAGCCAUACUUGAUUUUUUUUUGGUCUUGUAACCUUCGCUUACUUUUUAUAACGCUAGGAUUUUUUGUUAUAACAGUCCUUUUACUU